This is a messenger RNA of Girardinichthys multiradiatus, 8714 nucleotides long. Its product is annotated as A disintegrin and metalloproteinase with thrombospondin motifs 9-like. The transcript is spliced from 40 exons. Gene Ontology annotation, molecular function: metalloendopeptidase activity; zinc ion binding. NCBI's taxonomy places the organism in Eukaryota, Metazoa, Chordata, Actinopteri, Cyprinodontiformes, Goodeidae. Gene Ontology annotation, biological process: extracellular matrix organization; proteolysis. The record is from RefSeq and is a predicted model, not a curated record. The coding region runs from base 211 to 6063 and encodes 1950 amino acids. Gene Ontology annotation, cellular component: extracellular matrix.
GCAUGUUCGCCAGGGAGUCCGCGAAGCGUUCACGUCCCAGCUCUGCACUCCUUCACCGGCCGGACACCACCAGCUCAGCCAGAGUGGACGGUAAUAGAAGUGGAUGCGGCGGCAGAAAGGCGGAGAGCCCGGAGUUAGCGCAGGAAUACACGGAGUCCCCAACAAGACUACAGGCUGCCCGUACGUCUCUCUCCUCUGAACGUGGACAACAUGCAUGUGCUCCUCUGGGGCUUGGGGUUCCUACUAUUCCCUGAUCUCUUGAAUGUAGUCGCAUCCACAGGGAGAUUACUCCGGAGUUCAAGCACAGCACCAGAGGAGUUGGCCGUUUAUGAGAUUGUAACACCGGUGCGAGUGAAUGAAGCCGGUGACAAGCUCCCAGCCGGUGUGCACUUCAAAAGGAAGAGACGGAGUUUGGACGAGGGCACCGGCAACACUGCGGAUCACUGGGCCGCGGCAAACAUCCACUACAGGAUAUCUGCUUUCGGCAAGAACUAUCACCUCAACCUCACGCUGGAUUCGGGAUUUAUUGCACCCGUUUACACUUUGACAAUACUUGGAGCGCCCCGAGGAGAUAACGGGACCGCUUUUGCAACAGAUGCGGAAAGGGAGGAGGAAGAGGAGGAGGAGGACACGGAGUUAAGACACUGCUUCUAUAGUGGACAUGUGAAUGCCCAUGCACAACACGCCGCAGUCAUCAGUCUGUGCUCCGGACUGUUUGGCACUUUCAGGUCUCCUGAGGGGGAGUAUUUUGUGGAGCCCCUGCAAAGCAACCAAGGGGAACACUAUGAAGAGGAACACACAAAACCUCAUAUCGUAUACAGGAAACUUUCAUCCGGGAAUCGCACAUCCGAAGAGACCUCAGCUUGUGACACUUCAGGACACAAACACAGGCAGAGGCAGAAGGCAAGGAGAAGACCAGCCCCCGUUACCAGCGUUGCCCCUCUAGUCGGCGCUGGCAUGCUCCACGACCUGGGGUCACUGAGCGCCAGCCUGACCGGUAGCGCUUGGCUCAGAUCAGAGCACGCCGUUGCCAGCAGCAGACCGUCAAAUGAUAGCAGUGGUGACUCAGGACCUCACAGAAGAUCAAAGCGCUUCCUCUCCUACCCGCGCUUUGUUGAGGUCAUGCUGGUUGCCGACAGCAAAAUGGUGGAGCAUCACGGCAGCAACCUGCAGCACUACAUACUCACAUUGAUGUCUAUAGUCUCCUCCAUCUAUAAAGACCCAAGCAUUGGCAACCUGAUUAAUAUUGUGAUUGUUAAGUUAGUGAUAAUCAACAACGAGUUGGACGGUCCGGCUAUUUCAUUUAAUGCACAGACCACUUUAAAGAACUUCUGCAUCUGGCAGCAAACACAGAACAUCCUGGAUGAUAACCACCCCUCCCAUCACGACACCGCCAUCCUUAUCACCAGGCAAGACAUCUGCAGAGCUAGGGAUAAGUGUGACACAUUAGGGCUUGCAGAGUUGGGGACGGUGUGUGAUCCAUACAGAAGCUGCAGCAUCAGUGAAGACAAUGGGCUCAGCACUGCCUUCACCAUAGCCCAUGAACUGGGCCAUGUGUUUAACAUGCCUCACGAUGACAGCAACAAGUGUAAGGAGGAUGGUGUGAAGUCACAGCAGCAUGUCAUGGCUCCCACGCUUAAUUACAACACAAACCCUUGGAUGUGGUCCAAGUGUAGCAGGAAGUACAUCACAGAGUUCCUCGACACAGGAUAUGGUGAGUGCUUGCUCGACGAGCCCAUUUCUAGGCCUUACAGUCUCUCGCAGGAGCUGCCCGGGCGGAUAUACAGUGUCAAUAGACAGUGCGAAUUGAUAUUUGGACCAGGAACGCAGGUGUGCCCUUUUAUGACUGAGUGUUGGAGGUUGUGGUGCACAAGUCCAGAGGGCGCCCAGCGGGGCUGCAGGACGCAGCACAUGCCCUGGGCUGACGGCACUGACUGCGCACCUGGAAAGCACUGCAAACACGGCCUGUGCAUUCCCAACGAGCACGAUGCCAUGCCUGUGGAUGGAGCGUGGGGGGUUUGGAGUCCUUUUGGUACAUGUUCUCGAACAUGUGGUGGUGGAAUAAAGAUUGCGAUGCGCGAAUGCAACCGACCAGUGCCCCGGAGCGGAGGAUUGUAUUGUGUUGGUCGCCGGAUGAAGUUUCGUUCCUGCAACUCUGAGCCAUGCUCUAAGCAAAAGAAGGGCUUUAGGGAGGAACAAUGUGCUAUUUUUGACGGAAAGCACUUCAACAUCAACGGUCUUCCUCCUAAUGUGCGAUGGGUUCCCAAAUACAGUGGAAUUCUGAUGAAGGACAGAUGUAAGCUGUUCUGCAGGGUGGCGGGCAGCACUGCCUACUAUCAGCUCAGGGACAGGGUCGUCGAUGGCACGACAUGCGGACCCGAUACCAACGACAUCUGUGUCCAGGGCCUGUGCAGGCAAGCAGGUUGUGAUCAUGUUCUGAACUCUAAAGCCAGGAGAGAUAAGUGUGGUGUCUGCGGAGGUGACAACUCUUCCUGUAAAACGGUAGCAGGAACCUUCAACACUGUACAGUACGGCUAUAAUGAAGUAGUGCGAAUACCCAGUGGUGCUACAAAUAUAGAUGUGCGUCAACACAGCUACUCAGGGAAGCCGGACGACGACAACUACCUCGUGAUAUCAAACAGCCGUGGAGAAUUCCUGCUCAAUGGAGAAUUUGUGGUGAGCAUGUUCAAAAGGGAAAUCAAAGUGGGAGAUGCCAUCAUUGAGUACAGUGGCUCUGACCAUGUUAUCGAGAGGAUCAACUGCACUGACCGCAUUGAAGAGGAGAUUAUUGUCCAGGUGCUCUCUGUUGGAAACCUUUACAACCCAGUUGUCAGGUACUCUUUUAAUAUCCCAAUAGAGGAUAAGCCUCAGCAGUUCUUCUGGGAUGCUUAUGGGCCCUGGCAGGAGUGCAGUCAUCUGUGCCAAGGAGAGCGCAAGCGUAAGAUUCUCUGCAGCCGAGAGUCGGACAGGGUGGUGGUGUCAGACCAGCGCUGCCACAGUGAAGAUCGGCCUGCUGUCAUUACUGAGCCCUGCAACACAGAAUGUGAACUCAGAUGGCACGUAGAUCGUAAAAGCGAGUGCACAGCCCAGUGCGGCAUUGGAUAUCGCACUCUAGUCAUACACUGCACCAAAAUCCGCCGCUCAGAUGGCAAGGUCCAGAAAGUUGAUGACCGGUACUGUAGUGGGCAACACAAACCUGACGACAGGGAAAGUUGCCAUGGAGAUUGUAACCCUGGUGGGUGGGAUUAUUCACCCUGGUCAGAGUGCUCAAAUAGCUGUGGCGGGGGCACCCGGCGUCGAGGGGCGGUGUGUCGAAAGGCGUCUAAUGGUGGCGAUGAUGAAAGCAAAUGCAGUCAAAGGGAUAAACUGACCGUCCAACCUUGCAAUGACUUCCUCUGUCCACAAUGGAAGACUGGUGACUGGUCUGAGUGCCUUGUAACAUGCGGGAAAGGCUACAGACACCGUCAAAUAUGGUGCCAGUUUGGUGAGGACCGCCUGGAUGAUCGCUUCUGUGGCACAUCCAAACCUGAAUCAGUGCAGACGUGCCAGCAGCAAGAAUGCGCCUCUUGGCAAGUUGGACCAUGGGGACAGUGCACUACCUCCUGUGGGCCAGGCUACCAGAUGCGAGCAGUAAGGUGUGUGGUGGGCUCCUAUGGUGCUGUCAUGGACGACACUGAAUGUAAUGCUGCCACGCGACCCACUGAUACACAGGACUGUGAAGUGGCCCAGUGUUCUAGCAGCCACCCUGUUCCCCCAGGAAUUAAAGUCUCUUCAACCCAGGGCCACAGAACCCAGUGGAGGUUUGGAUCCUGGACUCAGUGUAGCGCCAGCUGUGGCAAAGGCACACGGAUGCGCUAUGUGAGUUGUCGUGACAACCAGGGUGGUGUGGCAGAGGAGACGGCAUGCGCUCACCUACCAAAACCACCUGCCAGGGAGGUGUGCUCAGUUGUAGCUUGUGGACAGUGGAAGGUGCUGGAAUGGACAGCGUGCUCUGUGACGUGUGGGCAGGGGAAGACGACACGACAGGUGUUGUGCGUCAGUUUCAGUGACCAAGAAGUUGAUGCUAGUGAGUGUGAUCCAGAUGACCAUCCAGCUUUAGAGCAGGACUGUGCCAUGCCUCAGUGCCCAUCCCAGUCACGACCUUCGCCGUCAUCACCGAAGACCAUCACCAGGAGCAAUGUGGUCCAUAGCCACUCCCACCAAUGGCGUACCGGACCCUGGGGCGCAUGCUCCAGCACAUGUGCAGGAGGCUUCCAACGACGAGUGGUUGUGUGCCAGGAUGAAAACGGUUACCCUGCCAACAACUGUGAGGACCGCAGCCGACCCAGUGAGCAACAAUCCUGUGAGUCAGGCCAAUGUCCUCAAUGGGUCUACGGCAACUGGGGAGAGUGCACUAAACCCUGUGGAGGUGGGAUGAAGACAAGGUUGGUGGUGUGCCAGCGUCCCAACGGUGAGCGUUUCAACGAUCUGAGCUGUGAGAUCCAUGACAAGCCACCAGAUCAAGAGCAGUGCAAUACUCAGCAGUGUCCUGCUAGCCCUCAGUGGAGCACAGACCCAUGGAGCUCGUGCUCAGCAUCAUGCGGAAGAGGUGUCAAAUUCCGUAAGGUGAGCUGUGUGAUCGGAUCCGGCCGCUCCAUCCCAGAGGAAAACUGCAGACACUCGUCCCCCAAACCCAGCAGGCAGAGGCGUUGCCGAGGUGGAAGAUGCCCAAAGUGGAAGACUGGCAGCUGGGGAGAGUGUUCAGCCUCAUGCGGUGACGGAGUUCAGCGGCGGGAGGUUUUCUGCCAGGUUGGAGACCACCGCAGCCCCGCCGAGACCGGCUGUGUCCAGCGCUCCCGUCCGGCGUCCAGCCAGAGCUGCCGUGUCGCAGACUGUCCCUCUCGGUACCGGUGGAGAGAAGGGGACUGGCAGGCGUGCAGUAAGUCCUGCGGAUCGGGCCAUCGAAGGCGAGCAUUGCAGUGUGUUGAUUACAACCGACAUGAGGUCCAUGAAAUGUACUGUGUGAACGAGAUCAGACCGCCAGUCAUAGAGAGCUGCAACACACAGGCUUGUGAACUAGUCUGGAUCACUGGGGAAUGGACAGAGUGCUCAGUGAGCUGUGGUCAGGGCUACCGUCAGCGUCUCGUCUCCUGCAGUGAGGUGCAUGUGGAAAAUGACAACUAUGAUUACGGUCAUCAGUCUUUGUCCAACUGCCCUGGAACCCCCCCAGAGAGCUACAUGCCCUGUAGUCUGGGCUCAUGCCCACUUCCACAGGAAUGGAGGGCUGGAAUCUGGGGACCGUGCUCAGUAAGCUGUGGGGAUGGAGUGAUGGAGAGGACAGUGCAGUGUGUGUCAUCAGAUGGACAAGAAAGCAACAGAUGUUCUCCAGAUGCAGAGCCUGAAACCAGAAACGUCUGCGCUAAUCCAAGCUGUGAGUGCUGCAGGAAGACCUGCACGCUUUUGCUACGCAUAGGCAAUUUGCCUUCCAGCUGUCUUGACAUCCAAAGCACAAAAGGUCCGAUUCCCGACAGUGAACAUUUUCUCAGUGUUCAAGGAAAAGUUCUCAAGGUCUACUGUGCAGGAAUGCAGACAGAGACUCCACAGGAAUACAUCACCUUGACAACCGGAGAAGAGGAGAAUAUUUCUGAGAUCUUUGGCUUCAGGCUCAAUGACCCUUCUCAAUGUCCUGCCAAUGACUCCAGAAGAGAAGACUGUGACUGUCAAAGAGACUACAUGGCUGCAGGCAUGACCACCUUCUCUAAAGUCCGCCUGGACCUGAGAAGGAUGAACAUCAUCACUACAGACUGGCGGUUUGCUUUCACCCAUGAUGGCCAGAGUGUCCCGUUUGCUACAGCUGGAGACUGCUACAGUCUGGCCCACUGUCCACAGGGACAGUUUAAGAUCAACUUGUCAGGAACAGGUUUUAAGGUAGCUGAGGACACUUCAUGGAUCUCUCAGGGAAACUAUGCGGCAACUCGCAUCCAGAAAUCACAGGAUGGCAGCAGAGUGAAAGGGAUUUGUGGAGGUUACUGUGGAAAAUGUACACCGUCCUCUGGUGACACUCUGUCUGUAAUACUGGAAUAGAUCUACAGCAGCAAAACAGCUCCAGUGGUGUGUGUGGUCUUCUUCAGGUGCUCAUUUUGCGACCUUAAUCCUCAUCAAUGGUCCUACGGCCAACUUGGAGCUCAAACCCAUCCUUCACAUGACCUCUUUGACUCAUUUUGUGUAUAGUGUAAAUUAUUCCGCUGUACGUACUGUAAAUAGACUGAUCAAAUCUCUUAUUUAUUCUACUUGUCAUUUAUUUUUGUAUUGUAAGAUAACUUGUAUUGUAAGAUAACAAAAGCUGCCAACAAAUAUGUAUGCUAUUAAUGCAGUUUUUGUCAGAUUUGCCUUCCACAUUUAUCAUUGAUAUUUAACUUUAACAUUACCAUGCAGUACAGCCAUAUGUGUGAGUUUUUCUCUCCAAUAAGUCUGAUAAAUUUGUAAUUAUUACCAGACCAAAUGUUUUCAUGCAGUCUCUAGUUUAUGGGCCUUCAUUUGAAGGCCAUCAAGCAGUGGCAUUUAUUCAUACAAGCAUUAUGUAAUGCCUGUUAACCACUGGACCUUAAGAGGUGGUCCUGCAGGUGCUGCAGUAAGUUGAUCAAACUCUGUGUACUUCUGCUUCCACUUACUGAGCCACUGUACUCAUUUGCAAACCUCAUGUUUAAAUUGCCUGCCUUACAGGUAUGAUCCCUCUCAUUUUUCCUUGGAUGUGCUACUUUUGAGACUGAUCAGAUCUGGAACCAGGUGUCUGAAGCCAACUGGACUGUGCUCAGGCAGCUGUGUGGGAAUUUUCCUAGUUGUUAACUGUGGCUUACAUUUGUUGAGGCAGGAGAGAGGAUGCUGGAGGUUCAUUAAGUGGGGACUAACAGGGUCAGGUGUGAGAAAAAUGUUUCUGCUGUGCAGCUGUGGAGCUCUGGCAGUCUGACUCCGAUAGAAUGUUUACACCGGAGGAACAAAUAAACCUGGAUAAUAAAAAGACACCAGUGCUUUGCAAAAAUAUUCAUACUCUUUGAUCAUUUCACAUUCGGUCAGGUUGCAACCAUGUAUUUUAUUGGGAUUUCAAAUGAGAAAGACAUGCAUAAAUAUGAAAUGAAAAGAAAAGGAUACAUGUUUUUUUUUCAUAACAUUAUGAAAAGUGUGCUGUGCAUAUAUGUUCAGCCCUUCUGUCUCAGCUGAAGACAACAGCAUGAUGCUGCCACCGCCAUGUGUUGCCAUGCAGUGCUAUGUUAGUUUUCUGCCACACAUCGCAUUUAGCUUUGUUCCCUAUAUAGCUUGUGGCAAACUGAAAUUGGGAAUUCUUAUGGCUUUCCUUCAGAAAUUGCCACAACUUUUGAUUGCAACCUGGUUGCAAUGAAUUUUAUUUGGGGGUUUCAAAAUAAAAAGAGCUGAAUGGUUUUGCUGGCUGCACUUUUCAGAUUUCUUUGUAGAUAACCUGAAAGAGCAAGUAUCGAUUUUUUUUCCACUUCACAACCAUGCAACAUUUGUGUCGGUUCUGUCACAUAAAACCCAAUUAAAAUGUGGAAAAUUGUAAACACGUUCAAGGGUGUGAAUGCUUUUGCAGGGUACUUUAUCUCUGUUUAGUCAUCUAAGAAUACGCAUUACAGGAUUAUAAUGAUGCCUCACAUCAAAGAGAGGUCAAUUCCUCUGUGUUCCAACAUAUCUCUCGGUCAGUGUGCAGUAACCAGAAAGAGCCUUUAGUGUUUUUUACCAAACAGUCAGGUUAUCUUAUCUGGGCUUUCUUGGAACAAUAAAAGAAAAAAGACUUCACCUCAAGCCAAACAAGGUUCCACAGAUACUCUGGAGAUGUAAUAAAAAAAAGGGGGGGGGGGGGGGGGGUCCCUGGAGACGAGGCGGUCUGCUGUAUUCACAGGCCCUGCAGUGAGUUCUGUCCAAAUGUUGCUUGUGCUUCUUGUACCUCAUUCUUUUCUCCAUCCGAAUCUGUCCAAUCUGCACAUCUACUCAUCUGAGCUUUCUGCGUUGUUGUUUUAUAUGAAGAAAUCAGGGUACUUUAUACUUGGUGCAGUGUUUUGCUCCUGAUCGGCUUAGGUAUUAGAAAGUCCAGAGGGAAAUGUGUGGAUUAUCCAUAACUGACAUAAGUCAUUUUAUUACUGUUAUGAGCCAUUGUGUGUGGUGCUAUUUCAGUGCCUUAUGUGUGCGUACUUCAGCCAAAGACUUCACUACAGUCUUAAUCUACAACUCAACGAGCAGUAAAGACACACAGAAGAAAACAUGUUGUGUCUAACUGAUGGUCUUAACUGACAAAUGCACUUCUGAUUGUCAAAAUAUAGUCCAAUCAGGUUCUCAGGUGUCACAAUGAAGGGAUUAUUUUAUUUAAGUUUGCUCCAUUGUUUUUUUCAUUUCACAUGUGUUUACCAGGUAACAUAAAAUAUAUCAUUGCUUUUAACAUUGCAAAAUGCCAUUAUAUGUAGAAAUCUUUUUAAAUGAAAGUAUUUAUUGUACCUGUGUAUGUGAUUGUACAUAAACAUUGGCUAUGAAUGAUUACCGACGAGGGUUGCCAUAAAGUGAACCAUCUUGUAGUAUUAUUUUCCUGUUUUGUAAAUAAAGUUAUUUAUAUUUCAGCCAUGUCGGCAUAAAAUGUAUGAACAGAAUUUGGUUGUGUCACAUUAAAACAGUGAUUUAUGUAUGAAAGCAGAAGGGGAAUGAUUGGAUUAUAAUAAAAUGCCUUACAUGCA